Molecule: messenger RNA, 684 nt
Organism: Thelazia callipaeda (thelaziosis nematode)
Lineage: Eukaryota; Metazoa; Nematoda; Chromadorea; Rhabditida; Thelaziidae
Source: the annotation of a GenBank genome assembly
AUGACUCUGCUUAUUGUUAUUACCGAUAAUAAGUACUAUUUUUUACAAACUGCUGCUGCUAACGCUGAUACUGUUAUCAGUGGUAACAAUAACAUUACUGAUAUAUCACCGAUUAUCAUCAAUGAUGGACAAAAGCCAGGCACAUCACGUGAUUACUCAGAACUUUCAGCGUACAAUCGUUUGAGGCAUUCCGAACGGCAAAGACGACGAUAUAAGCAAAUGCUUCAGAAACAACAUCAGAAGCAGCAGAAACAUCGACCUGAUAGCGAACCUUUCAGCAACUUACGAAAACAUUUCAAUAACAACAAUAACGGUGUAACAAGAAAUAAAUUCAAAGCUUAUCACAGAGAUCUCAAACCGAAACGGGAACGAAACGAACCACUGUGUGAAAGUAAUCGUAAUACUGUCCACAUGAAUACACCAACUGAGGAGUACGAUCCUCCAUUUUUUGUCGAAAUUCGUUGUAAAAGUAUUUCUAAUUACGAAAAACAGCAAGGACUCGUUCCAAUUAGGCCACAAACGUGUGUACAAGGUAUGUUACGUUGUGUGCAAAUUUAUAAAGAUCAGCAUUUUUCACGUCGACGAGUUGGCUCUCAUAGUUGGCAUCCGUACACAAUUCCAAACGUGCCGAGCUCUUGUGAAUGCAUGUGGCCUGUGGAUAAAUAUGGACAUCAGGAACUUUGA